ACAAUUUGUUCAAAGUUCAUUAAGUUUUCGAUUUUUAUUAUACCGAUUUUAUAGCUUUAUUUUUUUAGAAUAAUAGUGUCUUUUCAAUGUAUAAUUAUUAGUGAAUGAUGAUUUAUUUUUUACAGUAACAACUAUGAACUUAUAAAUUUUACAAUGUUUAAGAUAAAUGGAAACCAUUUAGCUUUUAUUGGUGUAACUGGAGCUGGAUUAGCAUUGGUAGCCUAUGUAUUAUUUGGUCCAUCAAAUAAACCAAAAUCAUCAAAAAAAAGUGGUUUUUGUGGAUUACAAAAUUUAGGAUCUACUUGCUAUUUAAAUACUUUAUUACAAUCACUUGCUUCUUGUCCUAUGUUUGUCGAGUGGUUAAAUCAACAACCUAAGUCUUCAACUGUAUCCUACACACUGAAUAAAACACUUAAAUUUUUAACAGGAGCUAGGUACAAUGAUGAUGGUAUACUUUCUCCAAUAGAAUUAGUAACUAUUUUAACUAAAGUUGGAUUUCAUUUCAAGCCAAACCUUCAAGCUGAUGUACAUGAAUUGUUUAUUCAUUUAUUUUCUGUGAUUGAAGAUGAAGCGUACAAGACAAGUUGUAGUUUAGCUGAUUGCUUAGAAACUAAUGAGAAUUUAAUAGAAAAAAGAAAUAUACAAAAUCCAAUGAAAAUUGUAAAUAAUGUUAGCAUUAAUGUAUACAAUCCAUCUAAAGCUGAAGGGAGUUUAUUAGAAAAUACAGCUGUAAUAUCUAAUAAUAUUCUUAAUAUAUCUGGAAACAUAGUCUUACAAAGCAGCAAGAAAUCAUUGGACAAAAAUCAAAAUGUUAAACCAGCCCCAUUUUUGGGUUAUCUGUCAAAUAAUAUAGAAUGUUCUUUAUGUCAUCACAAAUUAUCCUUAAAUUAUGAAAAAUUUUAUGUUAUAUCAUUGAAUUUACCCGAAUAUCCUCAACUGAAAAUUGAAUUAACAGAUAUUUUAGAACAGUAUAUCAAAAAGGAGAACCUAGAAAAUCUACCAUGUACAAACUGUGAUCAAAAUAAUACCAAAACAGAUGGCAAAUCAUACAUAAAGAGUGUCAAAUUUGGAAAACUACCUUCAUGUUUAUGUCUACACUUAGUAAGAACUCAAUAUUCUAAAGAUAGACCAUUAAAAAGAAAAGAUUUUGUGGAAUUUCCAGAAUAUUUACACAUGGAUAAAUAUACCAGUGUUUAUGACCAAUUAAGCAAAAUUAGGCAAUCUAGAGAAAGGAGUUCUUCUGAACCAUUAGAAAGGUUAAGAGGAAAUAAGUAUACAUACAGAUUAAAAGCUGUUAUUGUCCAUGCUGGUGAGCAUAAUACUGGUCAUUUUAGUACAUACAGGAGAGGAACCACAACAGAUCAUUCUAGACACAGGUGCAGUGAAACAAGAUGGUUUUUCACUUCUGAUGCACACAUUGAGGAAGUUACAUUACAACAAGUUCUACAAUCAGUUGUUUAUAUGUUAUUUUAUGAAAAAUGUGACACAUAACAAAUAUACUAGUUUAGAAGCAAAUUAAAAUUUUAAAUAGCAUAAUUUGUUUUUCAACUGAAGACUGCCUUUAUUAAAUAUCAAGACUUACAAUAGUUGUUUUCUUAUGUACACUGUACAGUAAUACUGUUUUGUUAUAAUGUACAUGUGUAUUAGAUUAUAAUUUGUUUAGAAAUUAAAUGGUUGUAUUAUUGUAUAAUAUUAUUCUAUUAAUAGGUUAAUACCUUCUUACAAUUCUUUUUUCUAAUAAUUGGUUACAGCUAAUGGUUAAGUGAACAUUUUGGAUACACUAUUAAUUAUUUGAUAUUAUUUUAUACCUAAAUAUUUAUGAAAUCAUACCCACAUGCAUUGUCUUCAUCUUACAAACUUAAACUAUAGCAAAUUUGUAUAAAGGUAAUAAUAUUAUCUAGGACAUUUAAUAGGCUUUUAAUAAUUUAAUUUUAAGUGAGUUUUAGUUAUAUAAAUAAAACUAUAAAAUAACUUACUUUAAAAUUAAUAAAUCAAUAAAAGCCUUUUAAACGCCUCAGAAAUAUUAAUCUUUAUCAAGUAUUUUAAGAUAUCAGUUAUUAAUUUUUGAGUUAUAUCAAAUAUGUAAAAAAUAAAUAUAAGUCGAUAAAAGUUUAGUUUGAAAAUUUCCAUUUUUUCCAAUGAUUUUAAAAAAUGGGAAUUUUUUAUUUUUUACCUACACCUUCUGAUCAACUCAAUUUUCAACUAGAUUUAAAUAGCAACUAAAAACUACCUGGGCUGAAUUUAGCAAAGGUUACUAUCUCUGAUUUCCUUUGACAGCAAUUCUUAAAAGGAUGGUAAUUUUGUUUACAUUUACAUUUGUAAUUACAAUUUCAAAAAAAAAUAUAUUGUUGGUAUUAAACAGUG
This is a messenger RNA of Aphis gossypii (cotton aphid), 2364 nucleotides long. It is a transcript of the gene Usp30, whose product is annotated as ubiquitin carboxyl-terminal hydrolase 30 homolog. NCBI's taxonomy places the organism in Eukaryota, Metazoa, Arthropoda, Insecta, Hemiptera, Aphididae. The transcript is spliced from 9 exons. Gene Ontology annotation, biological process: protein deubiquitination. Gene Ontology annotation, cellular component: cytosol; nucleus. The coding region runs from base 154 to 1491 and encodes 445 amino acids. Gene Ontology annotation, molecular function: cysteine-type deubiquitinase activity; cysteine-type endopeptidase activity. The record is from RefSeq and is a predicted model, not a curated record.